Rotaria sp. Silwood2 is the source of this 4416-nucleotide messenger RNA. The record is from the annotation of a GenBank genome assembly. Lineage: Eukaryota; Metazoa; Rotifera; Eurotatoria; Philodinida; Philodinidae.
AUGGAUCUUGCUGAGAGAUACCAGUUUUAUUUGAAUCAACUUCCAAUUUCGAAUGAGACAUCGAUGAGUACGCAGCUCUUCUACAACUGCACAUUGCCACAGUUUGGUUCCAUGUGUCAAUAUUCGAUUGAUGAUUAUGAUCCUCUUCAAUCAUCAUUGAAUGAAAUCAUUUAUCAAUUUUAUUCGCACCAAUAUGAACCGACUACAUUUACAUGUUACGUCCAUUUACAAUGUGAUCGUGGUCCAACUCCGUCCUGUCUCGACUGGAGUGAAAUUUGUGAUGGAAAAAUUGAUUGCAUGGAUGGAGGACGUGAUGAAGAAUACUGCUGGCAACUUGAAAUCAAUGAUUGUGAAAAUAAUGAAUAUCGAUGUACUAAUGGACAAUGUAUACCAUAUGAAUUCUUUCGUGAUGAUUCCCUUGUUCCUGAUUGUCUUGAUGGAUCCGACGAAGUUUCAAUAUUUAAUGAGAAACUUGCCUACUGCUACAAAAGCGAACCAACGUUUGCAUGCGAAGAUAUUUUAUGUAUGACGAAUCUUCAAUAUCUUAAUAGUCCUUUGACGAGCUCAUGUGUGAAACAACGUAGUGAUUUGCUUUUAAAGACGAUGUUUCUGGAUAAAUCAGAUUCAAUAUCUCAUUCCUGUUGGUUGAUACUAAUAUGCGUUCUUGAUAUUCAUCCUACAUUGAUAAACAAUAUGUGUUUGUCAUUUUGUGCAACUCAAGCAUGCGAAAAAAUAAUUGAACAAACCUGUCCAGAUAUGCUUUAUGUACCAGCAGUUCCAAUUUUGUUUAGUCAAGUUUACAUUGCAUACACAAACAAGAAUAUACAUUUCUCAUAUUGGUUAGAAAAUAAACCUCACUACAUUUGUUUUAGUGGUCAACUCUGCAGUCAAUAUUUCGUGAAAUAUCAAUAUAUCAUAUUUAACAAUACUAAAUGUUAUCGCCCUGAGGAUUUAAAACUACGUCUUUCUUCAGGAAAAGGUACUUGGCUCCAACUUUAUGUUACACCUAUAUUCCAAUUGCUGCAUACAUGCUAUGAAAUGAUAACUAAUGAUUCAGCACUGUGUAAUAGAUCAACUAUGUAUCAAUGUAUAAACUCAUCUAAAUGUAUCUCUCGAAAUCGUCUAAAUGAUGGCAUUAUAGAUUGUUUUUAUCAUGAUGAUGAGCAAUUUUAUAUGGUCAAUAAUACUUGUUUAUUAGAACGAUUCGAAAAACAUUUCAAAUGUACAAAAGGCAAUCAAUGUAUUUCUCAGCGGCUUGUCAAUGAUGGCGUGUGUCAGUGUGAUGAAUAUGAGAAUGGAUUAUGUGAUGAUGAAUUUUCCGAUGUUGACUAUGCUCGAAAUCAUAUUUCCUUUCAGACAAUAUGCGAUGGUUUUACUGAAUUGAUACAGAUGACUAUUGAUGGAAGAAAUGAAACAGAUGAAACAGAAUGCGAACAAUGGCAAUGUAAUAAUACAUACACACGCUGUGAUGGUUUUUGGAAUUGUCUCAAUGGAGCCGAUGAAAUCGAUUGUAAUUCAUUACCAUUAUUAGAUUGUCCUCUUCACUAUCACAUUUGUGUAUCAUCUGAAACGAGACAACUUACAUGUCUAUCAAUCGAAAAAGCUAAUGAUGGCAAAAUAGAUUGUCUUGGUGCCACUGACGAACCCAGACUGUGCCGAAAAAAUCAUUAUUUAGCUGUUGACAAUAAUUUUUACUGCAAGAAUGACAGCCAUACAACAUGCAUUUUUUCUGAAGAUCUCUGUGAUCGUUUGGACAAUUGCAAAUAUGGAGAUGAUGAACAAAUAUGCGACGAGAGUCGAAACUUCACAAGUGAUAGAAGUGUUUGUUUAGAUGAUUUUGCCGAGAUGAGGUCUGAUGUCGAAAAGUUCCUUUGUGGACGACUAAGAGAUACAGCUAAACAACAGAUUGUGCACUUUUCACUCGGAAUUAAUCGAAACUGGACUACUAACACAACAAAAUCAAAUGAAAAAAAGAUUCAUUCACAUUCAUUUAGUCGUCAAACUAUUCAACGUUGUCAUCGCGGUUUUGAGUUACGAGUCUGGUUAGACAAACAAAAGAAUAUCACAACAACAACAUGUCUUUGCCCACCAAGUUUCUAUGGUGACAUGUGCCAAUACCAAAAUCAACGCGUAAGUCUCACCGUGCAAUACAGAGCUUUAUCUGAUGCGUGGCGGACACCAUUUGUUCUUGUUGUCAUGCUUAUCGACGAUAGCGAUGAACGAACUAUACAUUCUUAUGAACAGUUCACUUAUCUACCAAUGCGAGAUUGUCAAAUCAAAUUCAAUUCUUAUUUGCUCUAUGCAACACGGCCAAAAAAUCCGUCAAAAAACUAUUCAGUACAUAUCGAUAUCUAUGAAAAGUUCUCUUUAACUUAUCAUGGAAGUUGGCUAUUGCCAUUGAAAUUUCCAUUUUUGUCCGUGCAUCGUCUUGCUGUUCAAUUAGAUAUACCACACAGUCUUGAUAGUACCAAAAUUUGUUCAGAUCGACAGUGUAUUUAUGGACAUUGUGUCAGGUAUUCGAAUAAUCAGGAUGGUUCUACUUUUUGUCAAUGCAAUCACGGUUGGUCUGGACGAUACUGUACAAUCCCACACACUUGUACGUGUUCAUAUGAUUCUCUAUGUGUUGGUAUAUUAGCUAACAAUCGAUCUUUGUGUGUUUGUCCGAUUAAUCGAUUCGGUCCUCGAUGCUUGCUCGACAAUAAAUUGUGUGAACUCGAUCAAAAUACGACAUGUCUCAAUGGUGGGCAAUGCAUUCCAAUUGAUGAACAUAUUGUAUCUAAAAACAAAUUCUCAUGUAUCUGCUCAAAAGGUUUUUCUGGAGAUAGAUGUGAAAUAGCUGAUAGUAAAAUCAUUGUUUCAUUUCACAAAAAUAUUCCUCUUUCACAAGCAAUGCUUGUACAUUUCAUUCGAGUGAUCGAUAAUGCUCCAACUGAACGUGCGACUACUUUCAAAACAAUUCCUGCUCAUCAAAACUCAAUUAUUAUUUAUUGGUCACGCCCAUUUCAUCUUGUCUUUGUCGAACUCUUUAACAAAAGUUACUAUUUAGCUGCUAUUCAGAGAACAUUCUAUCCAUCAACAACAAUUGUUAGAAAAAUCAAUUCAUCGAAUCGUUGUGAACACAUAAACGAGCUAUUUAAUGAAACAAUCAUCAAAUUACACCUUCUUCGUCGUAUCAAAUAUUAUCAUGUUCCAUGUCAACGACAUUCACCAAAGUUAUCUUGUUUUUAUGAUGAUAUUCAUCUUUGUUUAUGCAAUAAUCAUGGCUCACAUCGUGUGGCUAACUGUUUUGAAUUUGAUCAUCAUAUGAAAAGUGAUUGUCUUGGUCGCAGUGGUUGUGAAAAUGGAGCUCAAUGCUUUCAAGAUAGUUCAACUUGUGCACAAACAUCGAUUUGUGUAUGCCCAGCUUGUUUCUAUGGAGUACGAUGUCAAUUUAGUACCAGUGGCUUUGGUCUUUCACUCGAUGCGAUUUUGGGUUAUCACAUUAUACCACAUCGCAGCAUCAUACAUCAGUCAUAUGCUGUACAAAUUAGCGCAGUUUUGACUGUUAUCAUGGUUAUAGUAGGACUGAUCAAUGGUGUUCUCACUUUGAUCACUUUUCAAAGUAAAAAAUUACGUGCAGCCGGUUGUGGUUCGUAUCUGAUAGGAUCAUCGAUUACUACUCUACUGACAAUGACUCUGUUUGGUAUCAAAUUUUGGUUACUUGUGAGUUCACAAAUGGCACUGACAAUCAAUCGACUCUUCUUAUAUGUACAAUGCCUAUUGAUAGACUUUCUUCUGCGCAUUUGUCUCAGUAUGGAUCAAUGGUUAAAUGCAUGUGUGGCUGCCGAGCGCGCAACAACUGCUGUAAGCAAAGUUAAGUUUGACAAGAAGAAGAGCAAGACAGUAGCUACAUAUGUGAUUAUUGCUCUUCUUGUUCUGACAAUAAGUACAGCUAUUCAUGAUCCUAUUCAUCGACGCCUUUUUGACGAUGAGGAUGGUGAAGUGAAACGAAUCUGGUGUAUUGUGACUUACAAGUCCAGCUUUCAACUCUUCAAUUCGGUUACUUACCUCUUUCACUUUUUUAUUCCACUUUUCAUCAAUCUAAUCUCGGCUCUAAUCAUCUUGAGAUCAAAUACUAGACAAAAAGCUAUCGUUUAUCCUCAUCAUACUUAUCAACAGCUGUUGCGGCUACAAUUUCAUCAACACAAUCGUCUGAUUAUAGCUCCAUUUGUCUUGGUCAUUCUUGCUUUUCCGCGUGUGGUCCUUUCUUUUGUUUCCGGUUGUAUGAAAUCAACUCAUGAUUCAUGGUUAUUCCUUAUCGGAUAUUUUGUUUCAUUCAUCCCACCGAUGGUCACAUUUUUAGUUUUCAUUUUACCGUCAAAAUUAUAUAAAGAAGAGUUUCGCAAGACUGUCAGUCGCUACUGGAGGAUGAUAUAA